Molecule: messenger RNA, 2065 nt
Organism: Hypomesus transpacificus
Lineage: Eukaryota; Metazoa; Chordata; Actinopteri; Osmeriformes; Osmeridae
Exons: 16
Coding region: 653-1957 (434 amino acids)
Molecular function (GO): protein binding
Source: RefSeq, a predicted model, not a curated record
UCAUACAAAUAAAACAAAACGACUUACCUACAAACACCAAACGAGGAAGGCCUAAUCCUUUAGUCUGUAAAGUGGAGUUUGCGCCUCCCAAAGUGUGUUUGAAUGCCUGUCUACUGUAACCAAAGUUGUACCUCAACACCCCUCUACUGUGGAGCGCUCCAUCGACUGCGACUGCGACUGCACACGCGCUCAGAAGAGGAGAGAAGGAGAGCGCGCCGCUUGUGUCUGUCAUUAAUCUUCGGCUCUCUUCGGUAGCUUUACGAAUGCUGACGACUCGACGAAUAAAAUUGUUCGUGAAGGGCGUGACCAACCACGGACAGGAUUUCCAUCCACACUAGGGCGCCAGUAAGCUGCGUUAUUCGUACCCCGGCGUAGAACAGUGUAAUUUUAUAUUAGAAAUUUCAGUCGGUAAGUUGUUUAACAUGAUGUGUUAAAAAAAAAAAUUGGCAUAUACUGAAACCGUACACUCACCAUCAGCGCGCUAUGCGACGUUUUAAUUUGGGGAAAUAGUUUAACUAAAUAAACAUAUGUUACUACUGUAAGCGAUAAAGGAGUGAGGUGUCUCGGUAUGUUACACGGAAGCGCGCGUGGGCUGUGACGCGGAGACCGAACGCGAGACUGCGCAUCUCUCUCGUGCUCUGGAGCUAGGAACAUGCCACCUAAAGACCCGCUCCUCGGGACGCUCAAAGUGUGCAUCCUGAACCUCCAGGCUGCGGGGGAGCUAGUGACAGACCUCAACCCUCACCUGACCUCUUGCUGUGAGCUGCUGGAGCUCAUCCUUAGGAAGGGCCUCCAACAGCCGGUUCUGUGUCUGGUCCACAGAGACUACUGGCAUUGUUUUGAACAGCUUCCCCGUCAGGACACAUGUGGCAGGCUCAGUGCUCUAUCUCUGGCAGUGGAACAGACAGCCGUCAACAAGAAGCUGCUUUCGGCUCAGGGUCGGGGACGAUACCUGCUCAGGCUGGCCCUCAAACGGAGGGUUCUAGAAGGAUUCAUCAAACACCUGCUACACACACCCAAGCUUCUGGAGUGGUACAAUCCGGCUGUCUCAAUUCUCAGGAAUGAGGAGUUCGUUGAGCCUUUCACGUCUCUGCUCCUCGUGCUGUCAGGCAUGGAGUUCAAGCUGGACAUGGAGAACUGCAGUUUCCUGGACGAGAGUUGGCUGCUGCCUGUGUGUGACGUGUACGAGGCCGUUCCCUGCAAAGAGCUGGGGAUGGUGCUCAGGUAUUUGAGUGGGCGUGUCUUUGUGCUGAACCUGUUGCCAGGCAGCCAGGCCCAGGUGGACAGAUGUAUCCAUUUGGGUGACAUCAUCGACGAGAUCAACGGAAUCUCCCUUCGGAAUGCCAGGAAUGGCCAGGCAGGUGUGGUGCUGUCUCGGUUAAAGGGUCGGCCACUGUCCCUGCGCGUGCUGCGCUGGCAGGGCCGCGAGGGGGGCACGUAUCGGCCAAUCAUCAAACUCCUACGGGAGCUGAGAGAGGAGAACCCCUCCUUGCGGCUAGACCCUUCGCCUUCCUCUCAGCUCUCCACCAAUGAGAGGUCAGCGCCGUCACAGUGCCUCAAAGACGGGAGAAUUGUUUACAUUGUGCAGUACAUGGGAAAGGCAAACAUUGGAAUGUAUGGAGGGAAGGAGGUGUUGCAGGUGGGGAUCCCCCAGGUCCUAAAGAGAGAUCAGCCCAGCCAGGAAGUGCUUUUGGACUUAAAGGAAACCCACUUAACUUGUACUGACAAUGCCAGCAAGAAAGAGCUUUUCCAGCACCACUACCCUGAGAUCUCAUGCGUGGGGAGAUACGGCCAGCCAGACUUCACCCUAUUUGCAUUCUGUGUAGUAGACUCCCCAGAAACACCCCAGUCAUCGGGCUUCUGCUGUGUGGUGCUGAGAGCCAGCCACGGGAAGCAGUGUGAGGAUAUAGUCAGCCGCAUUGCUACAGGGUUUAAGCACACAGAGUGGUUUGUAUGACACGUCGAGGAACGUCAUCUGUAUGCGCCAUAGCAGCUCAACAAAGCCUGUGCUUCAUGUCCUGCCUUUGUACAAAGCAACACGUGUAAAUAAAAUACCCUACGGUGU